UUGCCAUUCAGUUGAAUAACGUGAAUGCUUGUGAAUAGACAUGAGUGCGGACUCCGAUGGUGACUAUUUUAUGCGAAGUCGCAAGGUGCGAGACAAGCCAGCUUUGUGGGAUUCGUUUCAGGAUCCGCCAGCAAAGCGAACUAGUGGCUCUGAUGCUGAUUGGAAGAAAUUGCAAUUUUUCACGAAACUUUUCAAGCUUUUCACGUACAUUGUGGUCUUCGGUGUUGUGUUGGCUUCCAGCGUGGCAGCCAAGUUAGCUUAUAUCUAUAUGGCUGGCAAUACCAAUGGCGAUGGCAAGGUGCAAAUGUGCAGCAAAUACCUUCUACUUGACGGCCAGGUGAUGGCAAUGCGCAGCAAGCUGGAACAAAUUGCCUGGGUUUGGGCCCUGAUCUUUGCCUUUGCCGCCCCUGAGCUAUUCACCUUUCUGCGCUCCCUCCGCAUCUGCAUGUUCAAGCGCGAGCAGAGACCCAGCCGACUGGAAGUGGCACUGGUCACACUCUUUGAACUGCUGCACGUCGUUGGCUUGGCGCUGCUCACCUUCACCGUGUUACCGCAAUUGGAUGUGACGCGUGGAGCGAUGCUCGGCUGCUGCGUGGGCUUUGUCCCGGCACUGCUCAAGCUGCUGACUGUCGCACGUUUGCAAUGGAAAUCUGUGGAUAUAUAUGUGCUCGCAGCUGCCAUUUUGGCCAUGAUAUCACAGGGCAGCGUCUUCGUGAUUUGGCCAGCAAUGUCUUCGCAGCUGGAGGUGCAAUUGCUGGCAAUACCAUUGUUGUUGAUCUCAUUUCGUUGGUGGGAAAAUUUUGCCAACACACACGAGUCAAUAGCCUACAUUAUUCGAACGAUACGCUUCACACGCUCACGUUAUCAUACUUACCUGUAUGUGGCCCCUUUGAAGAUACUGGUGUUUGGCCUGAUGGGUUUCCUGUUGCACGGCCAGAAAUUUGUGGACUACUUUAAGCUAUUUGUGAAGGCGUGGCAAACGCAUAUCAUAAGAGUAACGCAUGCGGAUGGUUUGCAGGAUACGGUGAAUUUGGCAGGCACAAUCGCAAUCAACGGCAGCUCAUUUAUCAAGGCGACGACAAGCAAGCAGUUCUCACUGCAGUCGAAUACGAAUGCCGUUAUCUACGCACUCCUGUUGCAGGUGUCCGCUGCCUAUUUGUGUCACAUUUUCGGCAAGUUUGCGUGCAAGAUAAAGAUACAGAGCUUCAGCUAUGCGCUGCCACUUUGCCUGGCGACACCCGUCACCGUUUGCCUGGCAACCUGGUUGGCCCAGAUGCGUGCUGCGGAUUUGUGUUCGCUGCACGGCUUGAUGCCGGAUUAUCUGACGUUGCAGCCACUUGGCCAGAAUCUGCAGCAGCUGGGCGAAAAGAGUCUUGAGUACGCGCUCUGGCUGUGGCCACUGUGGUGGCUGGCCCAGCUGUGGACGUGCCUGCAUCUGUGGCGGGCGAGAAAUGACAAGAACGCACCCACCGAGAAGCUGUACGUGUGUCCUUGGUACUGUGGCCUGCUGGUGGAUCAAUGCUCCAUGAUGAAUAGACGCAUUCUCGACUGGACCGAUGAGUAUCUGACUAUUAAGAGCGAUUUGACGGCUUCUGGGGAUACGAAAGCGGGUCUGGCAGCUGACAGCAAUUCGAGUCGCGAUAUACAGGAAAAGGAUAAAAUACCGCAACUGAUUGUUUGUGCAACAAUGUGGCAUGAGACUGAAGAGGAGAUGAUGGAAUUUCUGAAAUCAAUUGUACGCUUGGAUGAGGAUCAAUGCGCACGACGAAUGGCAAAAACGCAUCUAAAUGGUGGCAAAGCGGAUGAUGAAUACUAUGAAUUGGAAACUAACAUAUUUUUCGAUGAUGCUUUUGUGCUAGAUCAACGACACUGUCAGAACAAAAGAAAUCCGCCAUUGAAUGAAUACGUUAAGACCUUGAUACGCACUAUUGACAAGGCCGCCUUUGAGAUCUAUGGGGUUAAUAUUAAAAUCAAGCCUCCGUUAAAAAUCGAAACACCGUACGGAGGUCGACUGGUGUGGACGCUGCCCGGUCGCACCAAGAUGGUGGCGCAUCUAAAGAACAAGGAUAAAAUACGUCACAAGAAGCGCUGGUCCCAGGUCAUGUAUAUGUAUUACCUGUUGGGUUUUCGCAUCAUGGAAACGGAGCUGCUGUCGGCGCAACGCAAGGCUGUCAUCGCUGAGAACACCUUUCUGCUGGCCUUGGAUGGUGAUAUUGAUUUUCAGCCGCGAGCUGUGCAGCUGCUGAUUGACCGCAUGAAGGCGAUUGAUGAGCUGGGCGCUGCUUGCGGACGCAUUCAUCCCGUGGGUCGUGGUCCCAUGGUCUGGUAUCAGAAAUUCGAGUACGCCAUUGGACAUUGGCUGCAAAAGGCGACCGAGCAUGUGAUUGGCUGUGUGCUCUGCAGUCCCGGCUGCUUCAGCUUAUUUCGUGCCAGCGCUCUCAUGGAGAAUAGUGUCAUGAAACGCUAUACGUUGGUUAGCUCAGAGGCCAUGAAGAUGGUGCAAUAUGAUCAGGGCGAGGAUCGUUGGCUCUGCACUCUGCUGCUGAAGCAGGGCUCUCGAGUGGAGUAUUGUGCUGCCUCGGAUGCUUUUACUCAUUCGCCUGAGUACUUUAACGAGUUUUACAAUCAACGCCGUCGUUGGGUACCUUCAACCAUUGCCAACAUCUUUGAUAUACUCGCCGAUGCAAGUACUGUGGUGAAGAAGAACAACUCCAUCUCAACUUUGUACAUUAUGUACCAAGGGAUGUUGAUGAUUGGCACUGUACUGGGACCUGGCACUAUUUUCCUCAUGAUGGUCGGUGCUUUGGUGGCUGUUUUUUCUAUUGAUAUAUGGACUGCUUUCUUGUGGAACUUUUGUCCUAUUCUCGUUUUCAUACUGAGCUGCGUUUAUUUGAAGCAAAAGUUUCAGCUGCUGAUUGCAUUUGUAAUAAGCGCCAUCUAUUGCCUGGUUAUGAUGGCCGUGCUUAUAGGCAUCAUUGUUCAGAUGAUCGAGGAUGGUCCACUGGCGCCGGCUUCGCUUUUCUUUCUGCUGGUUGCUGUGCAAAUUACCAUAUCAGGUUUAAUGCAUCCCCAGGAAUUUUGGGCGCUCAUCUGCGGUGUAAUCUACUACAUCACCAUUCCAUCGAUGUACAUGCUGCUCAUGAUCUUCUCCGUCUUCAACAUGAACGAUGUUACUUGGGGUACAAGGGAAGCGCCAGUGCUGCGAGAUGAUGGGGAAGAGACUCCCAACGAUCCGGAUAACUAUUUGCCAGGCUGGUUAAACGAUAUGCUGCUUAUAGAUUCGGAACUGGGUGAAAUCACAUUGGUGGAGCAACGUUUCUGGAAGGAUCUGAUUAAACAGUAUCUGAAACCUUUAGAAUUAACCAAAGAGCAGAAACAAACUAUGGCUGAUGACUUGAAGGAGCUGAGAAAUAUGAUUGCCUUUGCCUUUGUGAUGGUGAAUGCCAUCUUUGUGCUAAUCGUGUUUCUGUUGCAGCUAAAGAAGGACUAUUUGCAUCUAAAGUGGCCCAUAGAUCCGACGGAUUAUGUGUCCUUUGAUCGCGACAAUCUGCAAGUGGGCAUCUAUAGACACUACAAAGAGUUAGAUCCCAUUGGACUGUGCUUUGUGAUCUUCUUUGGCUUGAUCUUGAUCAUACAGUUUAUAGCGAUGUUCUUCCAUCGCUUUGCCACAAUGUCACAGCUGUUGGCCACCAUAGAACUGGAUUGGUUUCGCUCGAAUGGACAACUGAGUGAUGAGGAUGCGUUGCUGGAGCUGAAUGGCAGCGCAGUGCACAUAGCUCGACGGUUGCAGCGACCCAAGCGACUGUUUGACGAUGACGACGAUGCGGAUGCACAUCACUAUGAUGAACUGGAAGUGGAUCAGGAUAAUCACCGCGAGAGCAUGGUACGCCGUCAGACCAUCUUUAAGCUGCACGAAACACGCAACAAACAGCAGAAUGAUUACAGCGAUCUGGUGCGCAAUUUUGAGCGACGAUUCUUCAGCGAAGAUGAGCUGAACAUGAAGAACAUACCGCUGAGUCGCAAGUCCAUCAAACUGUUUCAAGAACGCCGCUCCGAAGCGAAGAUCAAUGCAGCAGGCACGCCGACUAAUCCUCCAAAGGCGGGAGUUCGACCGCCUAUGGUGCCAUUUCAUGCCAAGAAAGUGAGCUUCAGCAAUAUGCAGAUAUAUGAUAAUGAAUCGCAGUAUUAAAUGAAAUGAUUCUUAGAGUUGUAUUAUAAGCUACUUAUGAUUCUCUUUCUCUAUCUAUGCUGAUAGUUUUAUAAAGAGUUUUGUGUAACCCUAAAAAGCCCUGUGGCAAAAAAUAUAAUUAAUUGCAUUUAA
Molecule: messenger RNA, 4321 nt
Organism: Drosophila sulfurigaster albostrigata
Lineage: Eukaryota; Metazoa; Arthropoda; Insecta; Diptera; Drosophilidae
Gene: Chs2
Product: chitin synthase chs-2
Exons: 10
Coding region: 41-4189 (1382 amino acids)
Cellular component (GO): cell septum; cell periphery
Molecular function (GO): chitin synthase activity
Source: RefSeq, a predicted model, not a curated record